GAGCACUGAUAGCCCUCAGCAGCCCCACCUGGGCUCCCUGCCCUAUAUUUUAGGCUCAGGGGCUGUACUAUGGCCUCUUCUCCUGCUGUCCUGUUCUCUGAGCAGCCCUAGCUUUGCUCCACCCCUUGGUCUGGCUGUGAUACACCUGGGGCUGCCUUGACACCUGCCCUGACUGGUAUGGGGAAUGGGAGCAAGGACCUCCCCAUCCUGAGUGUGUGUCUUCAGCUGUGGGGCCUCAUUGGUGCACGAGGAAGCUCCUGAAAUGAGGAGGGUUGCCAAAAGGACAACCAGAAGGGCUGAGCACUCACAGGCAUGUGGGUGGGCAGAGUUAUUUAAAAGACACUGUCCUAGAGUGCUCAAGUAGAUGUGUCACCAGUCUUCAAGCAAGCCUUCAGGAAGACUAAACAGUGGGACUGAAAAGGCAGCGAUAAGCAAACAGGCUUUCUUCACAAGCUCCAGAGUGAGAGGAAUGGAGAGACCAUGAACUGUGGAAUGUUAUGUGUGAAAAUACGUGGGAGCAAGCCAAGAAAAAGUCUGAGGAACAGCUUCCAAAAGGCAUUAAGAGAAAAUAUGGACUCUGUCAAACACAUCAAGAUGCAGGCCAGGAGAGCCUCUAAGUUAGAAAACAAAACAAGAAGCUCAAAGACGUUAAAGCUGAAGCUGAAAGGCUGCAGCUCUUGGUUUGCUUCCAGGCAGUAAAGCUUCUGGGGCCGUUUGUACGGGGAAAGCUUUCUCUGGACAGGAUCUGCUUGAUGUCCUGACAGGUAGGAGAGGCUGAGGAGCGAGCAGCCACCAAGGAGCCUCAGUGGCAUCGCAGUGCAAUAUCCCCACGAUGUCUGGUGUGGGAUGCAACAUCCCUUGUGAGGAGACGGACCCUGGGGAUUGUUGGGGAGCUGUGUGGCUGCACAGCCUGUGCAGCUUGAAAUGUCAGCUGCAGCUGUAGCAGCUGGCUGUGGUGGACACAUGGACAAAUAUGGAGUGUUAGAGAGGAGGCAGUGCAGUGCUGGCUGCAGGAGCAGCCUCCGGACAGGCAUCUCAGCUCCCUGCAUAGGCCAGCAAGCAUGUGCUAGAGGGAGAGGGUGAGGAGGGACCAGUCCAGCAGGCCUCCAGCAAGACCUCCCCAUACACACUGCAGGAGAAAACAUUCCACGGUAGACAGCAUGAGAAAGCACACAGGGCACCACUGUGGGACAGCACUGCGCUCGGAGGAUGUGGGCUGUCGGCUCUUGUGGCGUCUGCUGCCUGGGCAUCACUGUCUUCACAUGUGGCAUGGUGAUGCAGGUGGGGGCCUGGACAUACUAUUACAGUGAGGAGGACUAUGAGUGGGACGAUGCCAGGACAUACUGCCAGACGUUCUUCACCGACCUGGUGGCCAUCCAGAACAAGGAGGAGAUUGAGUACCUCAAUCGCACCCUGCCCUAUCAUGGCAAAUACUACUGGAUUGGCAUCCGCAAGCUGAGAGGUAUCUGGACCUGGGUGGGCACCAAGAAAGCACUGACAAAGGAAGCAGCCAACUGGGCCACUGGGGAGCCCAACAACCGCAAGUUGAACCAGGACUGCGUGGAGAUCUACAUCAAGCGGUCGUCAGAGGCAGGCAAGUGGAACGAUGAGCCUUGUACGAAGAAGAAGAAGAAGGCACUGUGCUACAAGGUCUCCUGCCAGCCCCUGAUCUGUGGCCUGCAUGGUGACUGUGUGGAGGUCAUCCAGAGCUACAAGUGUGAGUGUCACCCCGGCUUUGAAGGGGACAAGUGUGAGAAUGCUGUGCAGUGCCCCAUACUUGAACCCAGAGGAGCAUACAUGAACUGCAGCCAUCCAUUUGGAGACUUCAGAUAUAACUCCACCUGCACCUUCUGGUGCCCAGAAGGGUUUGAACGGCAAGGUGCGGAUGAGCUGCAGUGCCUGGCUGAUCGGCAGUGGUCAGCGGAGACCCCCACAUGCACAGCUAUCACCUGCCCAGAGCUCAGAGCUCCAGAGCAUGCAGAGUUGAACUGCUCCCACCUUCAUGGGAACUUCGCUUUUGGCUCCAUCUGUGACUUCUCCUGCCAGCCAGGGUUUCAGCUCAUGGGGUCACAGAGUCAUGAGUGCAUGGCCACGGGGAACUGGACUGGAGACAUUCCACGUUGCAAAGCUGUCACCUGCCCAGUACUUAGUGCUCCAGAGCAUGGAGAGCUGAACUGCUCCCACAUCCAUGGAAACUUCACCUUUGGCUCCACAUGUGACAUCUCCUGCCUGCCAGGGUUUGAGCUCAUGGGGCCAGUGAGCCAUGAGUGCACAGCUAUGGGGACCUGGACUGGGGACACCCCACAGUGCAAAGCCAUCAGCUGCUCAGUGCUCAGUGCUCCAGAAUACGGAGAGCUAAACUGCUCCCACAUCCAUGGUAACUUCACCUUUGGCUCCACGUGUGCCUUCUCCUGCCAGCCAGGGUUUGUGCUGAUGGGGCCGCAGAGCCGUGAAUGUAUGGCUAAAAGAACCUGGACUGGGGACACCUCACGAUGCAAAGCUGUCACCUGCCCAGUGAUGAGUGCUCCAAAGCAUGGAGAGCUGAACUGCUCACAUUUCCACGGGAACUUCACCUUUGGCUCCAUAUGUGACUUCUCCUGCCAGUCAGGGUUUGAGCUCAUAGGGCCAGAGAGCUGCGAGUGCACAGCUAUGGGGACCUGGAGCAAGAACACUCCACAGUGCAAAGCCAUCACCUGCCCAGUGCUUGGCGCUCCAGAGCAUGGAGAGCUGAACUGCUCCCACAUCCAUGGAAACUUCACCUUUGGCUCCACAUGUGACUUCUCCUGCCUGCCAGGGUUUGAGCUCAUGGGGCCAGUGAGCCAUGAGUGCACAGCCAUGGGGACCUGGACUGGGGACACCCCACAGUGCAAAGCCAUCACCUGCUCAUUGCUUACUGCUCCAGAGCAUGGAGAGCUGAACUGCUCCCAUGUCUAUGAGAACUUCACCUUUGGCUCCAUCUGUGACUUCUCCUGCCAGACAGGAUUUGAGCUGAUUGGGCCACAGAGCCGUGAGUGCAUGGCCACUGGAACCUGGACUGGGGACACCUCGCAAUGCCAAGCCAUCAGCUGUCCAGUGCUGGAUGCCCCCAGCCAUGGCCACCUCAACUGCUCUCAUCCACAUGGGAACUUCACAUUCAACUCCACUUGCAGCUUUUCCUGCAAAGAAGGAUUUAUCCAGAUGGGAGCAGAGAUGCUCAGGUGUUCAGCCACAGGGAACUGGACCAGGCAUCCCCCAGUCUGUGAAGAGGAUUCUGCUGCUUUUUUGAAACAAGUUCUGGUUUACACCAGCACCAGUGCCCUGGCAGCAAUUGGCCUUGUGCUUUCCGGAACGCUCAUCGCCUUGCUUGCCAAGCAGCUCAGCGACAGAGAGGAGAAGAAGAAGCUCCUGAACCCCACCAGUGACCUGGGGGCACCAGGCAUCUUCACCAAUGCAGCCUAUGACUCCACCUUGUAAGGUGAAUGCCAGCGCAGUGCUUGCUGCACAUUGGAAGGCGAAGUGGAGCCAGAAGAACUGCCCCCACCAGCACCGAGCCCUGACUGUACUUCGCUUUGCCCUGCAGACCCUUGCUGUCUGCUGGCCUGAAGCUGCACUCAGGGGCUGGGAGGGCAGAGCUGUGUACCUGCCCUAGUCUACACCCACGCGUGGGCAAGGCCGCUAAAGAGCAGCAGGGACGUGGAAAAGCGGACUGUAGCCACCCUCCCGUCCCCGGCCUGCUGCUGGGGCCGGGUCCGUGCCAACGGGCUCUCAAUAAACGCCUUUGCCCUCGA
Molecule: messenger RNA, 3767 nt
Organism: Lagopus leucura (white-tailed ptarmigan)
Lineage: Eukaryota; Metazoa; Chordata; Aves; Galliformes; Phasianidae
Product: P-selectin-like
Exons: 16
Coding region: 1210-3453 (747 amino acids)
Biological process (GO): leukocyte tethering or rolling; response to cytokine; heterophilic cell-cell adhesion
Cellular component (GO): membrane; external side of plasma membrane
Molecular function (GO): sialic acid binding; oligosaccharide binding
Source: RefSeq, a predicted model, not a curated record